UGACGUCUCCCUCCCGAUGGCCGAAGAAGAAACGCGAGUGUCGUCGCUCGCGGCUCGUAGUCGUCGGCGCGCCUGCGAUUCGCGAGCAUGCACAGCAUUGUUGUUCGAUAACGAGAGGCAUCGCCCGUCCCGAGUGUUGAGUGGCCGGCUAAUCUCUCACUGAGUUUCGAUAAUUGCGAUAAGUGCUUUGAAUAAUUCUGAAAAAUUAUAAAUUGUUGUCUUUAAAUAAAUAAAUAAAAGAAGCAGAGAAACAAUAAAUAUAUUUGCAAUAUAUUGCAAUAUUGGAAAUCGAUUGUACUUUAAUGCAAACUUAAGUAAUAAUACUCUUAAAUGAAUACGCUGUCUAUAAUAAUACACAAUUGACAGUAUCGAAGAAUACCAGUUAUAAGAUACAAAAUAUAAAAUCGAACAUUUUUCGUUGUGAAAUCCAUUUGAACUGGAUUGUAUGUGAAACAGCUGUUGUGCUACAAGUUCUAAGUGUCCCGGCGUAAUUACUCGAUACAGUGUGAAUUGGUCGAAGAAGGUAUAAUUCGGAGUCGAAUUUUCUUCGGGAAAAUUAUUUCGAAAGUGAAUUUUAAUCAGCGCAGACUCCGAUAUAGACUAUCUAUAUUUGUCGAGAUAGAAGUUUAUUUUCGAAUGGUGCGCACGUGUACCGUGCGUAUCGCGGAUAUUUAAAGAGAAGCAGCAAGAACGAUAAGUGAUCUUCAAGCGGAUCGAUAUUUCCGCUCUCAAAGAUUUCGCGGAAGGAGACUCGAUAAGGAGGUACCUUUUCUCUCCUGUGUUUUGCCACUCAAGACAGGAUGGUCACGCAUAGUAUGGAUAACAUCCUGAACAUGCAGUACUACCCGACGAACAGCCACGUCGACGCGUCGGUGCAUUCACCGCCACCGAGGAAGAGACGUUGUUUGAAUAAAGAGCAAGAUCCGAUGUCACACAGGAUCAUCGAGAAACGCAGAAGAGAUCGUAUGAACAACUGCCUGGCCGACCUCAGCAGACUCAUACCGGCGGAAUACUUGAAGAAGGGUCGGGGCAGAGUCGAAAAGACGGAGAUCAUCGAAAUGGCGAUCCGUCACAUGAAGCAUCUUCAAGGCCUCCGGCAAGAUACCAAGCACUCGCCCGUGACGCCGGUGCACACCCAUCCCGAGGACAGCGUGGACAGCGUGUCCCAUUCGACCGCGGCCUCCACCGCGGCGGAGCAUUACAAACUGGGAUUUCAGGAGUGCUUGAGCGAAACCAUGCAUUUUCUCAUCGAGGUCGAGGGUUUUUUCGCGAGGGAUGCCCUCUUCGUACAGCUCAUCAAUCAUUUGCAGCAGCACUGUGACAAAAUCGUAGCCACUAGUGACCGAUUAGGCUUUCCGCAUCCCGAGCUGCCAGUGAUGAACGGCACGAUGAACGGCGCCGGCUACUCGCACACGAGUAUUCCGACGAUAUGCCAGCCCAACGGCGGCCACUCGGACCACGGCUCGAGCUCGGGCGUGAGCUCGUUCGGCGAUCCGGAGCGCCCGCUGCUGCGACCGGCGAUCGUGCCGCCGCCGACGAUCGUGAGCGACGACAGCAACCACAGCACCCACUCGCACAGCACGCCGCCCGGAGCCGGAAGCGUCUCCUGUCGGGACCACCGGCCGACCAACUACAAGUUCAAGAGCUCGAUCAAGCAGAGGUUCUCGGCGGAGAGGGUGAAGUCGUGUUCGCCGCCGGUGUCGAACGGCGCCGGGCUCGACAAGCCACCGUCCUCGUCGUCUCACGGGGUGCCGAUCUUCGCUCUGCACGACGCCGGAUCCUUCUACGUGCCACUGACAGUCGAGGCGUCCCUGAUCAGACCCCAUCUGAGCUUCAUUCCGGACACCGGGCCCGACACCGUUCUGCAUCCGGUCACGAUAUCGGUUAACUUCAAUCACUCGUCGCCGACGGCGUGGUCGCAGCACCACAGUCCCACUCACCAGCAUCAGACAUAAGGGAGAGGCGAGAACGGUUAAAACGAAUGACUCGUCAUCCGAUCGCCCAUCGUGUCCAUCGUGAGCGAUGUAAAUAUACUCUGAUCCAUCAACUUCCGAUACGCCAUCAGUAGACUGAUUUUUGCAUUAGCAGUGCCCUAAUACAUGAGUAUAAGAAUUCUUGAAUAAUUCUGUCAGUCAUUGCGAUGGAAUCGGGAGAGAUAACGAGACCGUCCACGUGGCGCUCGCGAGAAUCAAGAACAGUUUGUUCCUCCUAUUUUAUUGAUCGCAAUACGCGGUGGACAUAAAGUGACCUAUAUACGAUACAAUUCGUUGACAUAAUCUAGUAUACAUCGUUAAAUCUCAAUAAAUGAAAUAAAUUCUGAUCAUGUAUCAAGUCUUUCUUGUUAUUCGUAUCGGUAUCUUAAAAGUAAUUGUGAUGAUAAUUAAAAAUGUCGUGUAUAGGUCGCUUUUCGGAUGUAUGCAUAGGAGACGCCGAAGUCGAGGAUGUUUGUACAUUUAUUGAGGCUGUGGGUCGCUUUAGCAUUUACGAGGUUCGAGAGAAAGCGUUGUUGUUAAGGGUUGUAAAUAGGUAGAGUAUUAAGGAUAAGAAGCUCCAAAGUCGUUCUGGCUUCGGUGUGUCUUUCUUCGUUGUUAAUCUGUAUAAUUCGGACAUCCGUUUUCCUCCUUCCUCUUCCCUAACGGAUAUUUCAUCUCGUCCCCACUCCUCUCCCCCCGUUUUGACUCCAUCUAUUUUCCUUUCUCGACGCCAUUCUUCAUAAUUUUCAUCUGACAAACUUUUCGCACCGCUAUGUUCCCUUAGUAAAAAAUCAGUAUGAAUAUUGAUGAAUCAACGGAUAUCGUUUAUUAAUUAUUUAACAUGUUUGUGAGUAUUCAGCGGAGGAGCACGUUGCGUCUUAAUACAAAGUAGGGAUCUGGAAACAGCUUCGUUUCUUAUGUAUCUUAUAGUAAGAUCGUAGUAUGAAAAGAUCGUAGACAUACUAUGUCUAUGGAAAAUACAUAUAGCAUGUCUUUUUCUGUUAGGCUAACGCAGCAAACGCAUGACAAUAGACAAACGUUAUCAACCUAACAGAAUUCACAGAAGCGACGAUCUUGCUUCGAGAUCCCAACCGGAUUGAUCCGUGUAAAUCGAUGAUUUUCCGUUUUUGCGUUGUAAGUUAGAGUAAAAGUGCCUACACGUAUGUAUACAUACAUACAUCAUACACAUAUAUAAACAUGUAUACGUAUAUGUACGUAUGUAUGUAUAUAGCGAUUCAUGAAUUCCACUUAUGUGAUUUUUCCCGAUAUUCGUUUCUCUUUUUUUUUUCUGCGAAUAUAAUCCUGUGUCAUGUUCGAUCACGAGAGGAUUGAGUCUGCUCGACGCCCCGCCAAGAACGGGCCUCAGCAAUUAAAGACUGACCAAGACCUGCAUUACAUUAAAAAAAAAACUCUUAUAAGAUCACUGCAUUAAGUAUAUUUGUACAUACCACGUCUAGCUGUAACUUUAACAAAGAGAGGAGAAGAAGUUUAUGCGGAAUAAAUUAUAUUUACCUUAGAAA
Messenger RNA from Wasmannia auropunctata (little fire ant), 3493 nucleotides. RefSeq names its product hairy/enhancer-of-split related with YRPW motif protein 2 (gene cwo). The coding region runs from base 801 to 1955 and encodes 384 amino acids. The transcript is spliced from 4 exons. Gene Ontology annotation, cellular component: nucleus. The record is from RefSeq and is a predicted model, not a curated record. Gene Ontology annotation, biological process: anterior/posterior pattern specification; regulation of circadian rhythm; regulation of transcription by RNA polymerase II. Gene Ontology annotation, molecular function: DNA-binding transcription factor activity, RNA polymerase II-specific; protein dimerization activity; RNA polymerase II cis-regulatory region sequence-specific DNA binding. NCBI's taxonomy places the organism in Eukaryota, Metazoa, Arthropoda, Insecta, Hymenoptera, Formicidae.